CCUCCCUGUCACGCUUACGUACUAAUUUACAAGUGCGACAGAGAGGCAACACGUCGAACGUGGUUCGCGGUAGGCCCUCUGAUAUGAUUGCGUAGAAGCAACGAAUCUAAUUGAUCGAUCAAAGUCAAAUGCAGCAAUGCAUUGAAUAACGCAUUCGAUUAUCGUGAUGCUUAGAGAGGCCAUUCGUUUUAGAACAUUUCACACACUUAAUUUUUUUGUGAAAACACCAGCAAGGCUGCCAACUUAACCAACAAGUGUCAAUGUCACUAUAUCAAAGUCAAAACAAUAACCGGCCUAGGCCUACAUUCAUUCAUACUUUGAACUGAAUUGUAAAUAUCGAGUGAUUAGUAACCUAUUUGAUUUCCGUUAUCGUAUUAAGUUAUAAAGGUGAUAUACUAUCAAGCUUUAUUACUUGAGUAAAUUGUAAUUGAUUUAAUGAUACUGAAACUUCCAGUGCGCGAAGUAGCGUGCGUAAUAAGCAAACAUUUUGGCAUGGCUCUCCGAGGAGUAACAUUGAAUGGUGUACAAAACCCAUGCAACUCUCAAUGCAAUCCUGUACUUUGCUGGAAAUGGGAUGUCAGCCCCAUCAUAUAUCACACAAAACCAGUCAACUAUGCGGUCCUGGUUCUUAAUACUCCAGUCACACAGAGUCAGGCAUUUUUUACACAAUUAUGGAAUAAUGCAAAACUAAGAAUAACAGUGGAUGGCGGUACUAACAAAUGGGAGACAUUUAUAAAUAAUUGUUCAGAAGAAAUACAAAAACACAUUAAAUUACCAGACCUUGUGACCGGGGACUUUGAUUCAAUUUCUCAAGAUGACUUAGAGAAAUACAGAAAGAAAGGUUGUAAGGUGACACACACGCCAGACCAGAAUCACACGGACUUCACGAAGGCCUUGAUGGAAUUAUCCACGCAUUGUCGGGAAACUAACACAGAUGUGGACCAUGUCAUAGCAAUAGCACAAUCGUCCCGAAGGAUAGACCAAAUAUUCGGCAACGUACAAACGUUGUUCCUGGCCAAAGAGAAGCAACUCCUCAGUCCUGCCACCAGAUUGUACCUGAUAUCUGACGAUGCUAUAUCUUGGUUACUCUCUCCGGGUAAUCACGUGAUAGUUGUGCCGGAAGAAUCAAAGAAACAUAAAAGAGCUUGGUGUUCUUUGGUGCCUGUUGGAGAGCCUUGUGUUGUCACUUCUACUGGACUUAAAUGGAACUUGAACAAUCAGAUCUUAGCGUUCGGAGAGCUAGUCAGUUCGUCUAACACGUUCACGGAAUCGGACACAGUAACGGUCAAAUGCAGCCACCCGCUUCUGUGGUCUAUGAAAGUGCCCAGUCUACAAAGUUGAUGAAGCUUGACACUAUUAUUGAAAUGAAAUUAGCAAAGGAACAAACGUCAUAGUACAUUACGAUACAAGUGCGAAAAAUAGGAUAUUCGAAACGAGUGGUGAUAAAUUAAAACAAGACCGAAGGGAGUGUUUUAAAUCGACACGAGUUGCGAAUUACCUAUUCGCACGUGUAUCGUACAAAGUUUUACAGUACAUAUGGCCCUAAAUGUUUACCACAGUAACGUAAUAUGCUAAUUUGCGCACUAGUGCGGUAAAGUAGCACCAUAUGUACUGUAAAAGUACUAGUUAUAGAAGUAGACUUUUAGUUUAUAUAUCGAAUGUUACAAAUUCAUAAGGAUUCAUGGAAAAUACCAAAUUGAGUAAAUCAACCGCAAAACUUAAAUUAAUUCGUUUUCUAUAGGUAUGGUACUUACAAUAAAAUAAGGUUAAUUAACUAUUAAAUCACACAAACAUAGCCGACGCAAUACAAUCGGAUUGCGCUCUCAUUUUCAAACUUGGAGGAAUUAACAACUGGGGAUGCCUUGUCUGUAAUUUUUUGUACAAAACAGUCUGUGGAUUUUUGCGUUGGAGGGGCACGUCAAAUGUAUGGCUAUUGGUACGUGACGUCAUCUCCACGUCAAACCAUGUCAGAUUAAACGUCUGUCACAAUAUGACCACUGGGUGAGGUUUUCGACACAGGGGAAAGCCCUUAAAGGCGACUCCGGUUGUUAAGAGUUAUACUACGUGAUCGUCUAUACAAAAAGAGAAAACAUUUUUCCACUUCUAAAUAUUUUCCAUUCUCUAUGAUUUUUUAGUAUGUUAUAGACACAGUGAAAAACUGGAUUUAUAGAUUUUCCUUUUUUUU
Molecule: messenger RNA, 2185 nt
Organism: Cydia pomonella (codling moth)
Lineage: Eukaryota; Metazoa; Arthropoda; Insecta; Lepidoptera; Tortricidae
Product: thiamin pyrophosphokinase 1
Exons: 7
Coding region: 436-1341 (301 amino acids)
Biological process (GO): thiamine metabolic process; thiamine diphosphate biosynthetic process
Molecular function (GO): thiamine diphosphokinase activity; thiamine binding; ATP binding
Source: RefSeq, a predicted model, not a curated record